Molecule: messenger RNA, 2249 nt
Organism: Propithecus coquereli (Coquerel's sifaka)
Lineage: Eukaryota; Metazoa; Chordata; Mammalia; Primates; Indriidae
Gene: ZNF45
Product: zinc finger protein 45
Exons: 4
Coding region: 1-2085 (694 amino acids)
Biological process (GO): regulation of transcription by RNA polymerase II; central nervous system development
Cellular component (GO): nucleus
Molecular function (GO): DNA-binding transcription factor activity, RNA polymerase II-specific; RNA polymerase II cis-regulatory region sequence-specific DNA binding
Source: RefSeq, a predicted model, not a curated record
AUGACCAAGUCCGAGGAGGCAGUGACGUUCAAGGACGUGGCUGUGGUCUUCACGGAGGAGGAGCUGGGGCUGCUGGACUCUGCCCAGAGGGAGCUGUACCGAGACGUCAUGCUGGAGAAUUUCAGGAACGUAGUCUCAGAGGCAGUGACAUUCAAGGACGUGGCUGUGGUCUUCACGGAGGAGGAGCUGGGGCUACUGGACCCUGCCCAGAGGAAGCUGUACCGAGACGUCAUGCUGGAGAAUUUCAGGAACGUAGUCUCAGUGGGAGGCAAGAAUCUAAAGGAGAUGGAGACUCUUCAAGAAAUAGGAUUAAGGUACCUGCCACAUGAAGAGCUUUUCUGCUCACAAAUCUGGCAACAAGUUACAAGGGAGUUAACCAGGUAUCAAGAUUCCGUGGUAAAUAUUCAAGAAAUUGGCUCUCAGUUGGAAAAACAAGGUGUUGUACCCGGUAAAGAUGAGGCAUUCAGUAAUCAGAAUUCACAUCUUCAAGCUCACCACAGAGUCCACACUAGUGAAAAACCCUACAAAGGGGAAGAGUGUGAGAAAAGUUUUAGCUGGAGCUCUCAUCUUCAAAUUGACCAGAGGGCUCAUGCAGGCGAGAAGUCCUACAAAUGUGAAAAAUGCGAUAAUACUUUCCGUCGGUUUUCAAGUCUUCAAGCCCAUCAGAAAGUCCACAGUAAAGAGAAAUUAUACAAAUAUGACGUAUCUUGUAAAGGUUUCAGUCAGAGGUCACAUCCUCACCAUCAUCAGAGAGUCCCCACUGGAGAGAAUUCAUACAAAUAUGAGGAGUAUGGGAGGAAUGUCAGGAAAAGCUCCCGUUGUCAAGCUUCUCUGAUAGUCCAUACAGGAGGGAAACCCUAUAAAUGUGAGGAGUGUGGUGUAGGCUUCAGCCAGAGUUCAUAUCUUCAAGUCCAUCAGAGAGUCCACACUGGAAAGAAACCUUAUAAAUGUGAAGAAUGUGGGAAGAGCUUCAGUUGGCGUUCACGAUUACAAGCUCAUCAGCGAAUCCACACUGGAGAGAAACCAUACAAAUGUGAUGCAUGUGGCAAGGGCUUUAGUUAUAGCUCACAUCUUAACAUUCAUUGUAGAAUCCACACAGGAGAGAAACCCUAUAAAUGUGAGGAGUGUGGGAAAGGUUUCAGUGUGGGCUCACACCUUCAAGCCCACCAGAUAAGCCACACUGGAGAGAAACCAUACAAGUGCGAGGAGUGUGGGAAGGGCUUCUGCCGGGCCUCAAAUCUUCUGGACCAUCAAAGAGGCCACACUGGAGAGAAACCAUAUCAAUGUGAUGCUUGUGGUAAGGGCUUUAGUCGUAGCUCAGAUUUUAACAUCCAUUUUAGAGUCCACACAGGAGAAAAACCCUAUAAAUGUGAGGAGUGUGGUAAGGGCUUCAGUCAGGCCUCAAAUCUUCUGGCUCAUCAAAGAGGCCACACUGGAGAGAAACCAUAUAAAUGUGGUACAUGUGGGAAGGGCUUCAGUCGGAGUUCAGAUCUUAAUGUUCACUGUAGAAUUCACACAGGAGAGAAACCCUAUAAAUGUGAGAAAUGUGGUAAGGCCUUCAGUCAAUUCUCAAGUCUUCAAGUACAUCAGAGAGUCCACACUGGAGAGAAACCAUACCAGUGUGCAGAGUGUGGGAAGGGCUUCAGUGUAGGUUCACAGCUUCAAGCCCAUCAGAGGUGCCACACUGGAGAGAAACCAUACCAAUGUGAGGAGUGUGGGAAGGGCUUCUGUCGAGCCUCAAAUUUUCUGGCUCAUCGUGGAGUCCACACAGGAGAAAAACCAUACCGAUGUGACGUGUGUGGUAAACGCUUCAGACAGAGAUCCUACCUUCAAGCCCACCAGAGGGUCCACACAGGAGAGAGACCGUACAAAUGUGAGGAAUGUGGGAAGGUGUUCAGUUGGAGCUCAUACCUGCAAGCCCAUCAGAGAGUUCACACUGGAGAAAAACCAUACAAAUGUGAGGACUGUGGAAAGAGCUUCAGCUGGAGCUCAAGUCUUAUCAUUCAUCAGAAAGUCCAUGCUGAUGAUGAGGGUGAGAAGUACUUAACUUCGUCAGAGGAUUCACACAAGAAGGAAGCUCUGUAAAAAUUAUGUUUUAAUAUCUCAAAUGGGUGCUUAAAUAUUCCAAUUAUCAGAGCCAUCAUAGGAGACAAAACAUUUGUUUCAUAAAAGAGUCAGUAUUUCAGCUGGAGCUCCACAUGUCACAGUGAUUAGGAGACCGCACAGCAGAGAAGCCUCAUGAGAGUGGA